GCCGCGCCUUCGAAUAUUCUCACCAUUCCAAGUUCUAGCAGCCAUGGUCUUCACUCUUGUGUUCCCCCUUCUAUUCCUCUCAUGUCUUCACGGUGUGAUCUCUGACUCGCGUUACUUUACCUCGAUGUUUACCUUUGGAGACUCCUAUAUCGACACUGGUAACUUCGUGAUCAUGGCUGCUCCGGCGUUGCCUGUGUGGCAGGACAAGCCUCCUUACGGCAUGACCUUCUUUGGCCACCCCAUGGGCCGCAUUAGUGACGGGAGAGUCAUUGUUGAUUUCAUAGCCGAGCAGCUUGGUCUGCCUCUUCUUCCAGCCUCCCUGCAGAAUAGCACGGACGUCUCCAAAGGCGUAAAUUUUGCCGUGGGUGGUGCAACGGCGAUCGAUGUCGGCUUGUACGAGAGGAACAAGUUGGUUCAGUUGAAGCUUCUGAACAACUCUCUGAACGUGCAGCUGGGUUGGUUCGAGAGGCUGAAGCCAUCGAUUUGCAACACUACAAAAGGAUGCAGAGACCGCUUCCGUAAAGCUCUCUUCUUCGUUGGCGAGUUUGGAGUGAAUGACUACAGCUUCCUAUGGAGUGCCGGGAAGACGGAAGAGGAAGUGAGGUCUUAUGUACCCAAAGUUGUGCAGAAAAUUGCAAUGGCAGUGGAGAGGCUCAUCAACGAAGGAGCGGCAUACCUUGUCGUGCCGGGGAAUCCACCAAACGGGUGCUCACCCACCAUGCUCACGUUCCGCUUGAGCCUCAACAGGACGGACAACUACGACUACAUUGGCUGCCUAAACGACAUCAACCGGGUGGCCAGGCGCCACAACUCUUUUCUCCGCUUGGCAAUUGGUGCUCUCAGGGUCAAGUACCCUCAUACCACGAUCAUCUUCGCUGACUUCUACCACCCGAUCAUCUCAAUCAUCGAAAAGCCCAAUCGUUUUGGUGUCAAUGGAGCGGACGCGCUCCGCGCUUGCUGCGGCGGCGGUGGGAAGUACAACUGGAACGCAAGCGCGGUCUGUGGAAUGCCGGGGGUGACUGCUUGCAAGAAUCCUUCAGCAUUCGUUAACUGGGACGGGGCUCACUUCACAGAGGCCACAUACCGGUACAUCGCCGAGGGGUGGCUCCAUGGUCCUUUUGCUGAUCCUCCCAUACUAAGUGCCAUUCGCCACUAAUUUAAGAGAAAAAACUUAAACAUACAAUUACAAUAAGUGUACGGAUACUAUUACUAACAUCUUAUUAUAGGAAUCAACAGAAAUCAAAAUGGCUUAUAUUAGACAAAAAAGAACAUCAAAACGUAAUAUUGGGGUAACUAGACCCAUAGACACAGAAACAACUCGAACAUCAAUACA
Lolium perenne is the source of this 1333-nucleotide messenger RNA. RefSeq names its product GDSL esterase/lipase At5g45910. The record is from RefSeq and is a predicted model, not a curated record. Gene Ontology annotation, molecular function: hydrolase activity, acting on ester bonds. Lineage: Eukaryota; Viridiplantae; Streptophyta; Magnoliopsida; Poales; Poaceae.